GGCAACCUUCGGUUUAAGGACGCCAUAUUUGUUCGCGUCAGUAGAGAUGUCCGGCAACGCUUUGUACAGGGCCAGCUCGUCGUCAUGCUGAGAAAUAAUGAAAAUUAAGUGAAAUUACACUAAAUAAAAAAGAAAAAGUGUAUAGAUUAUGUACAGAAUAUGUAUAGUUAUUAACCAAGUGUGAAUUUAAAUACAACAAGGUGUUUUUUCUCGCGUAUUCCCACUGUGAAUAAUUUUCUUCGGCAACGGCAACGCAGACAAGACUUGCAUACAAUUUAAUGUUCGUAUUCGUACCGAGCUUGUCUUCUCACGCGAGUUCGUUUUUAGUAUAUAUAGCCAGUCUAUGGACGGUCGAUGCGUGAAAAUAUUUCUAUGUCUAACAUAACCUCAAACUUACCGCUGCAGUCGGGGAAGUCGUCGUCAUCAGCGUCAACGUUGUUGGUGGAUACUCUUCAGGAACCACAGCUACAGCUCCAGCUAUUUGAUUUGAUAACCAUCGCCUGUCAAACGAGGAGACUAUGAAUGAAAAAAUAAAAUCGCCUUCAGCACAGGGUGGUAGUGGUGGUGCUGGUGCUGCUGCUGGUGGUGGUGGUGCAGCUGGUGGAAAUUCAGCUCCAUCGGUUGCCGCAAGCGCCGGAGGCGCCACACCACCCACAUCGGGUCCUCCCACGCCGAACAAUGGCAAUGAUCCUAACAUACAACAACAAGCCGGCACUGUACCGCAUCCCUAUGGCGGACCGCCACCCGGCACAGCGCCAGGUGCACCACCUGAUCCGGCAACUGUUAUGUCGCACUAUCACCAUCUACAUCAACAACAACAGCAACAGCAGCCACAACAUCCACAGGGUCCACCAUUACCACCACAUAUGCAACACCACGGUGGGCCACCUCCGCCACAGGGACCACUGCCUCUGCCAGGAGCGCCUGAGCAUACGCCCGGUGUGAAGGAUGAAUAUGGCUCAGCACAUUUGCCUCCGCCACCCGGCGUACAACACCAGCAUGCCCAUCCCGCCUAUGCGCGUUAUCAUUCGGGUGAUCCCAACAUGGAUCCCUAUCGCUAUGGACAUGCGCCCACGCAGCAACCACCUCCAGGCACUAAACCGCCGCACCAGCAGCAGCAGCAACAACAACAGCAGCCGCAAGGUGCUGGAGGAUCGCCAAAUCGACCACCACAACAGCGAUAUAUACCCGGACAACCGCCGCAGGGUCCCACACCAACAUUAAAUUCAUUAUUGCAAUCGUCAAAUCCGCCGCCACCGCCCCAACAUCGCUAUGCGAAUAACUAUGAUUCCCAGCAAGUUGCCAAUGCAGCGGCUGCGGCAGCUGCAGCACAACAACAACAGCAGCAGCAACAACAACAGCAGCAGCAGCAUCAACAAAAUGCCCAACAGCAACCUGCCGGGCCACCGCCCCCACUCCCCGGCCAUGGGCCACCGCCGCCACAACAUCAGCCAUAUGGUGCGCAACAGGGCGGUUGGGCACCACCGCCAAGGCCCUAUAGCCCACAGCUAGGACCAUCGCAGCAGUAUAGGACACCUCCACCGCAAAGUACUUCCAGAGGUCAAUCACCAUAUCCGUCAGCUCACAGUCAAAACUCAGGUUCCUAUCCAAGUUCGCCCCAACAACAACAGCAGCAGCAGCAACAACAACAGGCGCAACAACAACAAGCGGCACAACAGUCCGGUGGUGUUGGCCCACCUGGAGCGCCGCCGCCACCUCCAGGCCCCUCACAGCAACAACAACAACAGCAAAAUACACCGCCCAAUUCUCAAUAUUCGCCGUACCCGCAAAGAUACCCAACACCGCCAGGUUUACCGGCGUCUGGGCCCAAUCAUCGAACUGCCUACACAACGCACCAAUAUUCCGAACCAAAUCGACCGUGGCCAGGCGGCUCAUCACCUAGUCCUGGUCCCGGCCAUCCAUUGCCGCCUGCCUCACCGCAUCAUGCGCCGCUGCAGCAACCGCCAACGCCACAUUCCGCUGGUGGCGGACCUCCACCCAGCAGCAGUCCAGGGCAUGCGCCGAGUCCAUCGCCGCAACCCUCGCAGGCAUCACCAUCGCCACACCAGGAGUUGAUUGGACAAAACAGCAACGAUAGUUCGAGUGGCGGUGCACAUAGUGGCAUGGGUUCUGGUCCACCGGGCACGCCGAAUCCACAGCAAGUCAUGAGGCCUACACCCUCGCCAACUGGCUCUUCGGGAUCAAGAUCAAUGUCUCCUGCAGUGGCACAAAAUCAUCCAAUCUCGCGUCCGGCGAGUAAUCAGUCAAGCAGUGGGGGUCCAAUGCAGCAACCAACUGUGGUCGCCGGCCCGCCACCGAUGCCGCCACAUGGUCUACCAGGUGGGCCACCAUCUCAGCAGCAAUCUCAGCAGCAACAGGCUUCAAAUUCAGCAUCGUCAGCAAGCAAUUCGCCACAGCAGACGCCACCACCAGCCCCGCCGCAAAACCAAAAUGUUAAUAAUAUGGCAACACCACCACCGCCGCAAGGGGCGACAGGUGGUUAUCCCAUUCCGCAGCAUAUGCAUGGCCCCUACAAAUUGGGUGGACCUGGACAAAGUCCCGGCGCUCAAGGAUAUCCACCACAACAAUAUCCGCAAGGAAAUUACCCGCCACGCCCACAAUAUCCGUCGGGCGCGUAUGCAACUGGGCCACCACCUCCGCCAUCCAGCCAAGCCGCUGGCGGAGCCAACAACAUGUCAUCCAGCGCACAAACUGGCUACCCUCGUUCAAUGCCCAACCACAGUGGUGGUAGCCCUCAUCCACAGUAUCCACCGUAUCAGUGGGUGCCCCCAUCGCCACAACAAACUGUGCCUGGUGUCGGUUCGGGACAAAUUGGUGCUUCUAUGGGUAAUCAUGUGCAAGGCAAAGGAACACCACCACCAGUGGGACCGCCUCCACCACAGGGCAGUGGCUCGCCACGCCAAUUAAACUAUCUGAAGCAGCAUUUACAGCACAAAGGUGGAUACGGUGCAAACCCAGCGGCACCACAGCCCCAAGGUUAUGGAAAUGGACCGACUGCCAUGCAUCCGGCAAUGCCCAUGGGUCCACCACAUCAUAUGGGUCCACCGCAUAGUAUGGGACCACCUACCAGCACGCCGCCGCAAUCAAUGCUGGGUGCACAGGCAGGCAGCGACAGUGGCCCAGAGCAUAUAUCCCAGGACAAUGGCAUCAGUUCAUCAGGGCCGUCACCAGCCUCGGGAUUGCAUGCCGUUACCGCAGUAGUUACAACUGGCCCAGAUGGUACACCAAUGGAUGAAGUUAGUCAACAGAGCACGCUCUCAAAUGCUUCGGCUGCAUCUGGCGAAGAUCCACAAUGUACAACACCAAAGUCGCGCAAACAUGAUCCAUAUAGCCAAAGUCAUUUAGCACCGCCAAGCACUUCUCCACAUCCCGUUGUUAUGCAUGGAGGGGGUGGUCCGUCUGGAGAGGAGUAUGAAAUGAGUUCACCACCUAAUUGGCCACGUCCAGUUGCUAGUUCGCAGGUGCUCAACAGUCAUGUUCCUGUUCAGCAAGAACCAUUUCGGAGCACCAUUACGACAACAAAAAAGUCGGAUUCGCUUUGCAAGCUAUACGAGAUGGAUGACAAUCCGGAUAGGCGUGGUUGGCUAGACAAGCUGCGAGCCUUUAUGGAGGAGCGUCGGACACCAAUUACAGCGUGUCCGACCAUCUCAAAACAGCCACUCGAUUUAUAUAGGUUAUACAUUUAUGUAAAAGAACGUGGCGGAUUCGUCGAGGUGACCAAGAGCAAGACCUGGAAGGAUAUAGCUGGUCUGCUCGGAAUCGGCGCUAGCAGCAGCGCUGCCUAUACACUCCGCAAGCAUUAUACAAAGAAUCUGUUGGCAUUCGAGUGUCAUUUUGAUCGCGGCGACAUCGAUCCAUUGCCCAUUAUACAGCAAGUUGAGGCCGGUAGCAAGAAAAAGACAACGAAAGCAGCAUCUGUGCCAUCACCAGGAUCAUCGAACUCACAGGAUUCUUUUCCGGCACCACCUGGAAGUGCACCCAAUACAACAAUCGAUGGAUAUACUGGCUACACAGGCGGUGGUGCCUAUCCUACACCUUCCGGACCGCAACCGGAUUAUGGAGCAGCUGGACAAAUGCAAAGGCCACCAUCGCAAAGCAAUCCCCAGGCACCUCAUCCUGGCACACAAAAUCAAACAGCCGCCGCUGUUGUUGCCGGUGAUAACAUAAAUGUGAGCAAUCCCUUUGAAGAUCCAAUUGCUGGCGGUGUGGCUGCUGGUGGUGUUGCUGCUGCUGCAGCUGCUGCUUCUGCUGGUGGCGUUGGUGUUGGUGGUCCACCACAUGGUGCUCCACCACCGCCACCACAUUCACCGCACACAGCGCCACAAUCAAACAAUCAACACCACCAACAAGGCAUUCCAACACAAUUGCCGCCACCGUCGCAGCAACCACCGGCGCCACCACCACAGCAACAUGGUCCGCCAUCGACGCAGCAUGCUCGCCCUGCAACUGGAGUACCUUAUCCACCAGGUAGCUCUGGGUAUCCAACGCCUGUGUCUAGAACGCCAGGCUCACCGUAUCCAACACAGCCUGGUGCUUAUGGUCAAUAUGGUUCGGGCGAUCAGUAUAAUGCCGCUGGGCCACCAGGACAACAAUUUGGACCAAAUCAGGGACAAUAUCCGCCGCAGAAUCGCAAUAUGUACCCUCCCUAUGGGCCAGAAGGGGAAGCCCCACCAGCUGGUGCUAAUCAGUAUGGUCCGUAUGGAAAUCGACCUUAUAGUCAAGCACCACCUGGUGCACCGCAGCCCCCAGCGCAAGGCGGACCGCCAGGUGGACCGCCAGCCAGUGGGGCGCCAGUAGCACCACCAAAUAGUGGUUAUGCACCAAACACUCCCAACCAGCAGGAUUAUUAUCGGCCGCCAGAUCAAAGUCCUCAACCGCGACGACAUCCUGACUUCAUCAAAGACUCGCAGCCUUAUUCAGGCUAUACUGCGCGGCCUCAACUUUAUGGUGGUUGGCAAGGUGGCAAUCAACAGUAUCGUGCUCAGUAUCCCACAUCGUCGGCGCCACAAUCGUGGGGAAAUGCACCACCACGGGGUGCAGCACCGCCUGGAGGUCCCCAUGGUCCGCACGGUCAGCCGCCAGCAGGUGUCGCUCAGUGGGAUCAACAUCGUUACCCACCUCAGCAGCCUCCUCCGCCACCGCAGCAGCAACAACCGCCGUAUCAGCAGGGCGCACCGCCUGGUCAGCAACAACAGCCGACGGCACCACAGUGGGCACAGAUAAAUGCAGUUCAACCGCCACCCCAGGCAAAUAUAGCGCAACCGGGAUCAAACCUGCGUCCGCCACUUGGUGCUGCACAGCAGCAACGGUUGCCCAGCGGAGUGCCCGUCAUGUCGCCCCAGCAGCAACAGGGACAACCAGUGGCACAGCCACCACAUGGAGGUGUUCCUACAUCAAAUAUGCUACCAGUUGCUGGUGGAUUAGCGAAACCGCCUUAUGCUAUGCCACCGCCGUCACAAGCUGGAGGCGUUCCACCUGGUGUGGCCAUGGUUGGUACCCCACCUGGCAGCAUGAUUGCACAAAAGCAACCGCCAAUUGUUGGACAGGGCAUGCAGCCGGCGCAACAGCAGCCCCCUCAUCAGCUGCCCAAUCAGCAGGCUCCGUAUGCUCCACAAGUAACUGGCGCCGGGGCACAGCUCGUGAAGAAGGAGCUAAUCUUUCCACACGAUAGCGUGGAAUCAACAACACCAGUGCUAUACCGACGAAAGCGCCUGACAAAGGCUGACGUCUGUCCCGUUGACCCGUGGAGGAUCUUUAUGGCUAUGCGUUCGGGUCUUCUCACUGAAUGCACAUGGGCUUUGGAUGUGCUGAAUGUUCUGCUAUUUGACGAUGCCACCGUUCAGUUCUUUGGCAUAUCAAAUUUGCCCGGCCUGUUAACCCUGCUGCUUGAACACUUUCAGAAAAAUCUCGCCGAAAUGUUUGAUGAACGCUGCGAGGAGGCGAUAGGCGAUGAGGCAGAUGAUGAUGCCGACAGUGGCACUGUCGUAUCAGUGCAGGCUGAAGAUCGCCUCAGGCGGAGACAGUCGCGUUGUGUACGGAGCAUAUGCAGCUAUAAUCGUAGACGACACUACGAGAAUAUGGAUAUUAAGCGCAGUGAAGAUUCGGAUGAUGCCGAUGAGGGCAUCGAUUUGGGUCAAGUGCGUGUCCAGCCAAAUCCCGAAGAGCGAACGCUUCUCCUUUCGUUUACGCCUAAUUAUACUCUGGUCACGCGAAAGGGUGUCCCGGUUCGAAUUCAAACUGCAGAUCAUGAUAUCUUUGUUGAUGAGCGCCAAAAAUCAUGGGAUAUUGACACAAACAAAUUGUACGAGCAGCUCGAACCAGUUGGCAGCAAUGCCUGGACAUAUGGAUUCACGGAACCCGAUCCACUCGAUGGCAUUAUCGAUGUGUUCAAAUCGGAAAUUGUUAACAUUCCAUUUGCGCGAUACGUACGUACGAAAAACAAGGGAAAGUCGCAGAUUGCAGAGAUUGCGGCGAAGAGAAACAAUAGCCUUCGACCGGACGAGGAUACCGUGGUCAUCAAGCAGGAAGACACCACAACCAACAGCAGCACCGAAGAUAGCAGUCUAAUUCAGCAGACUUACAAUAAAAAGCGUCGAUUGGUGAGCAGUAGUGGUGGACCAGCCAGUGUUGAUAUUAAAAAGUCCAAACUGGAGGAGGAAUUUGCGCAGCCAAUCCUCGAGGUUAAGAAGGAGACAAGCACAGAUGCCGCCCUGUGUGUGGGUGUCAGUUUAACGGACAGUGAUUGCCGGGCCGUUGAUAUGGAGAUUGAAUUACCGCAGCAACAACGUCUGACCAAUGGAGUCGCUACACAACCCAAGGGAUUUGAUCCCAAGUCAACUGUGCGCGAUGUAGCACAAGUUCUGCAACGACGUCGUGACUCUAGCUACGAGGAUGAAUGUUACACGCGAGACGAGGCCUCAUUAUAUUUGGUCAACGAUAGCCAGGAUUCGUUGGCACGUCGCUGUAUUGCGCUCUCGAAUAUCUUUCGCAAUUUGACCUUUGUGCCCGGCAAUGAGACGGUGUUGGCCAAGUCGACACGAUUUCUGGCCGUGCUCGGUCGCCUCCUCUUGCUUAACCACGAUCAUUUGCGACGCACGCCCAAGACCCGCAACUAUGAUCGAGAAGAGGAUUCAGACUUUACCGACUCGUGCAGUUCAUUGCAGGGUGAGCGGGAAUGGUGGUGGGAAUAUUUAAUUACCAUUCGGGAAAAUAUGCUCGUGUCCAUGGCCAACAUAGCUGGACAUUUGGAACUUUCGCGCUAUGAUGAAUUAAUCGCACGCCCGCUUAUCGAUGGACUGCUGCAUUGGGCUGUCUGUCCCAGUGCCCAUGGCCAGGAUCCCUUUCCCUCAUGUGGCCCCAAUUCAGCGUUAUCACCGCAACGCCUUGCCCUGGAAGCGCUCUGUAAAUUGUGUGUUACAGAUGCGAAUGUCGAUUUAGUGAUUGCGACACCGCCCUUUUCACGCCUUGAGAAACUAUGUGCGGUGCUGACGCGACAUUUAUGCAGGAACGAGGAUCAAGUGCUGCGUGAAUUUUCUGUCAAUUUGCUGCAUUAUUUGGCCGCAGCAGACAGUGCCAUGGCACGGACUGUGGCCCUGCAGUCGCCUUGCAUUUCAUAUUUGGUUGCAUUCAUUGAACAGGCGGAGCAGACUGCAUUAGGCGUGGCCAAUCAGCAUGGCAUCAACUAUCUGCGCGAGAAUCCCGAUUCGAUGGGCACCAGCUUGGAUAUGUUACGACGAGCGGCCGGCACGUUAUUGCAUUUGGCCAAGCAUCCAGAUAAUCGAUCGCUGUUCAUGCAACAGGAACAGCGAUUACUUGGUCUGGUCAUGUCGCAUAUACUGGAUCAGCAGGUGGCAUUGAUUAUAUCAAGGGUGCUCUAUCAAGUCUCGCGCGGCACUGGUCCGAUGCACUCGGUUGAGUACAGAUUGUUGCAGCAGCGUCAACAACAACAACAUCGCUCCAAUCUGUCUGCAACAGAAAAAACAAUUGCGUCAACAACAACAACAGCAGCGGCAGCGACAACAGCAACGGCCACAACCACAACAAGUGCAGUGAAAACGGAACCCUGUGUGCAGCAAACAGCAGAUCAGACUAUCGAUACUAAGCCAACAGCAACAGCUGCUGUUGUCAUGACGACAGCUGUGAUCAACGAUGACAACAGCAACAGCAGCCAACAAUUGCCGCCAGCGGCAACCUUCAAUGAUGUUAGCAACAGCAGUACCAACAGCAACAGUUGCGGCACCGUCAGCAGCAAUCAGACUAACAGCAGCAGCAUGGGCAGCAGUAGUCAGACAACACUUAACAAUUUGGUAACACCAAGCGAACAACAACAACAACAGCAGCAGCAGCAGCAGCAACAACAACCAGUUGGUAAAUCCGCAACUGUAGCUGCAACAACGCCAACAACAACAUCGGCAUUGUCUUCGAACAAUUUGAGCAACAUUAAUGUCAAUGCUGCUGCAUCAACAACACCAAACUCAACACCUGCAACAGCUGUGGCGCCACAGACGGCGGCGCCACCGCCAACAAAUGCCAAUACAACCGCAGCCGUUGCGUAGUAUACAACAAUGCUACCAGCAACGUCUUACUAUUGGUAACAAGAUGGUGAUCGUCGAUGGAUGGCUAAAAGAAACUACAAGGAAUAAACACAACACUUAUACAGUUAUAUAUUGGUAGAAUUUGAAUUGCGAUGAUGUAAUCAAAUAAUGUAAAUUAACUAAAUGGUAUAGGACAUGAUCUGCGUCGAAUCGUGAGUUAAAGCGAAUUACUAAAUGAUAACGAUAAUUAGCAUAAACACAAAAAAUUGUAUAUGCUAUAAACGUAAUUAACUUCUUGAAAUUUAGAAAAGAUUCAAGAAUAGUAACACACACAAUAACUGUAUAUUUUUCCACUUAAGUCUAUAGUUAAUAUAUAUAAAUAUAAAAGGAAGAAAAUCAAUAUUACGGCAAGGAAAACAUAAAAAAAAAUAACAGAAAAACAAAACGAUAAACAAAUAAGAAAAUGAUAAAGAAAGCAGGAAUUCGGUCUGGCGUUAAAUAUAGUCCCCCGUUCAAAUUUUAGCAAUGAAUUUUCAACGUCAAACUUAAGGCAAGAGGUUUAUUUGCAUUCAGAUAGAGAUGCAUGCGUAAAGUUUAAGCACACAAUAUACUUACAUAUGUAUUAAAUUAAAUGAUUAAAAACUAAUAACUAAAACUCAAUACACACAUAUGCAUACGCUAAAUAUACAUACAUACACUUAAAAUUAUAAAUAUAUAUAUAUAUAAAUGAAAUGUAUUGUGUUGCUUUAAUUUAUAUAUAUUUUGCGAUAUGUAUAUGGUAUAUAAAUUUAAGUAAUACAAUACAUAAUGAUUGAGAAAUGGGAAAUAACAACAAGUUAUGUAUGUUAACGAAUAAACAUAUAUAUAUAAAUAUAUAUAUACAUAUAUAUAAAUAAAAGUUAGUUUUAAAAUUCUACUACAUACUACUUAUAAUAAUAAUAUUAUUACAAUAUGUCAUUUAAAGUCAUAUAGUGAACAUAAAUAUAACAUCAUAUGCAUAUGUAUGUGUAUAUGCGACAUCUUUAAGAACUAUGUAAUACAAUUAAACGGAUAUUUAUGUGUGUGGAUAUUGUGAAAUUUGAAUGCAAAAAAUAAUGCAAACACAAAAUACAAUAUAAAUUAAAAAAAAAAAAAACAAAACCGAAAAACAAAAGAGAACUGUACAUACUUAACUAUUUUGUAAAUUUUAUCUGUAUUUUGUUUCCGCGAUGCGCGUUGAGCGUUGCUGCCACAUGCCACAAUUCAUCUCGUAUUAUUUAUGCAAGCGUGUGUGUGUAGGCGAAUAAUUCAAGUUGAUUGAAUGAUCGUAAAAGUUUUGUUUUAUUAUAUUUUUUUUGAAGAUUAUCACACAUCCACACACACGUUGCAUUAGAGGAAAGGCAAAGUUCGAGCACUUAAUGUUGUAAUUUUUAUGUUGUUUGUAUUAUUAUUUACUGAAGUGCUGCUGGAACAAGGUUUAAUUUUAUAUUGAGCAUAAUUUAGGCGUAAAUGACAAGCUUAACUCAUAAGUUUUUAUCUUAAUCUUAAUUUAAAAUAUUCAAUCUUAAAGAAAUACAGUACAUUAAAAAGAAAAGAUUUCAAAAUGAAUACGAACUAAGCUAUAUAGAAGCACGAAAAAUAAACUAACAUGCUUUACAUUACAAAAUGAAGAAGGCGUGAAACCAAUAGAAAACGGAAACAGAAAAAAAUUAAAAACAAAAACGUAAAAAAAUUAAUUGCAAAAUCAUCGAGCACCUGAAAAUGGACAUGUGCGAAAAGUUGUAAACUCUACUUUGAAGCAUAUGCAGUUAAAGCUCUAGAAAACAUGGCAAUAUUACAAAUGGACUGCUGUUUAAAAGAAAUAUAAAAUAAAAUGAGAAAAAAUAAUAAGAGAAAUAUAACACAAACAAAUACGAAUAAAUGAUGAUAAAAUUUAUAAAGUCAAGUAGACUGGGCUAGUAGCAACCCCCUUCUAUACUAAUGUCGAUCAACAGAAUGAUACCAGAAGCAGUUGAAACCUGAAAAAAAUAACUUUAAUUUAUGUAGUUGUUUUCCAAACACAAAAUAUGACUCAACAUCUCGAUAUCGAUAUAUUACUUGUAGUUAUUAGUGUAUAAUUUUUGCUAGGAUGUAAAUGUAUGUCCCCCAAACUUAAUUUAAUUAUUUAAUUAAUAUACAUACAUAUAUAA
Drosophila innubila is the source of this 10723-nucleotide messenger RNA. RefSeq names its product trithorax group protein osa (gene osa). Bases 519 to 8576 code for a protein of 2685 amino acids. The transcript is spliced from 16 exons. Lineage: Eukaryota; Metazoa; Arthropoda; Insecta; Diptera; Drosophilidae. Gene Ontology annotation, cellular component: brahma complex; nBAF complex; SWI/SNF complex. Gene Ontology annotation, biological process: chromatin remodeling; positive regulation of DNA-templated transcription; regulation of transcription by RNA polymerase II. Gene Ontology annotation, molecular function: nucleosome binding; DNA binding. The record is from RefSeq and is a predicted model, not a curated record.